UCUCUUUUAUUCCAAAUAUGACAAGAAAAAUGUGCUUAUAACUAUGGAAACCCAGGAAUAACAUUUACUUAUGAAACAGCCGGGUAUUGCAAACCAAGUCGUGUGACGUAUAACUCGUGCGACAUCGCAGCGCUACGUCACUUCGCGCGACUCACAUGGUUUGUUUUGGUAGUUUAACUAACUGCAAUUUUUUCUCCCCAUUCUUUUCGGAAUCUCUGGAACAAUGUUGUCCGCGGAUGUUUUCACGUCUUUCCCCGGACAGAUGUGGGAGAAGGUGCUGUCAAAGGUAAACAAAGCGGUUGUUUUCAUGGACGCGGCGUGUGCGGAAAUCCUGCACUGGAGCGGAGGGGCUGCUCUUCUGUUGGACGCCGGAGCGCGCAAUGUCAAGCGCUUUUCCAGCUUUGAAGCUGGCGAGGACAACGAGCCCAAAGCGGUGUUCGUGGUCAGCACUCUGCUGAGAGGAAGAACGGCGGACAUUAUAAAGGACAUUGUUUCUUUUAGCCGCUUCAGGUACUGUGUCGUGUUCACAGCUGUGCCGCACUCUCUGCACCUGUUCGCUGACGGAGUCUCCGCCGAGCUGGAGGGCAACGCGGCGUUUACCCGCUUCGAACAGAAGCUGUGCGGGUGGAUGGGAAAUGCUGAGUAUACAGCCGAGGUCGUGCAUGCCCCAGUGCACUUCGCCAGGGUUUCCUCUCAGCUCCUGAUCGCGCCUGCCUUCGCUGAUCUGUUUCCGCUGCUCGACACGGAUCUCCUCUCCAUCAACCGCAAGCGGCAGGAGAAACGGCGCUUCGCGAGUCUCACCGACCUGGACAUGCACUCGCUCCCUAACGAGCUGCAGGUUAAGAUCCGAGCUCUAGUCUCGGCUCUGAACACCCUCUUCGAGUUCUCCAACACGCGAGAAGAGAGCUUCACCGUGGGCCCGUUGAGUCGCCUGAUCGCUGCCGAGCUGGCCAGUCAUCCACAGGCUAAACACCGGAGGAAGUCCUCCGCUCAUAAAGCCUCUGUGGUCUUCAUCGACAGAACUCUUGAUCUGACAGGAGCUGUGGGACAUCAUGGUGACAGCCUGGUGGAGAAGAUUUUGUCUGUUUUGCCUCCGUUGCCGGGUCACGUGACCGAUGUUCAAGUAGACAUGCUGGAGCUGACGCAUCUUCAGCGCACAGCCGAGGCACAGGGUGUCCUGGCGCCUGGCUGCCUGGGACAGACUCAGUCUGCCGUAGCGCGGUCGCUAUGGGAGACGAUGCUCGUCGCUAAGCAGAAGGAGGCAGUGAUGGAGGUGAGGAGGCAGCUCGUGGAGGCGGCCAGCAAAGAGAACCUGCCAAUCAAAAUGAGUCUGGGGCGUGUGACAGGUGAGCAGCUCUCCACGUAUGCGCAGUUGUUUCGGGACAGUUGGCCGGCGUUAGAGAAUCACUGUGGUUUGUUGCAGCUGGCACUAGGCACCGCUCAGACACUGCGCCACCCCGCCCUCACCCAGUGGGACGCCUGCCUUGCCUUUGAGAGACUCCUCCUUCAGGCGCUGGGAGAGUCUGAACUGGCAGACGUCCUGAAGCAGUUUCUGCCCCUUAUGAAGUCCAGAAGUGGCACCGAGACCGGUUCAGAGUCGGGUUCGGCUGAUUUCAGCUUGGACGAGCUGCUCCUGCUGUUGGUGUACGUGUACUCUCUGGCUCAGGAGACGCAAGCGAGUGGAAGGCAGGACGAGGAGAAGGUGGAGCGAGAGCUUAUCGGGGCGCUGACACUUUUACUCACCCAGCAGACCACGCUGAGUCCUUUGGUGCAGGGUAUUACAGGUACCGCUGUGUUCAAACUGUUCAAACUGGAAAUGGGUGUGAUGAUGAUGAUGAUGAUGAUGAUGAAGAUAAAUGAUGUCACCGUACACUUGUUUUUUUUUUGUCCCCUCAAAAGUCUAUUUAAUAGGAUAUAAAGGUACAAAAAUACAUAACAUUUGAUUUAGAACCAUCUUCGGUGCACAUCUUCUAAGUGCAAAGGGGUCAUCACAUCACAUAAAAACACAACGGUUUUAUCUGUAUGGUCCUUUCCCACCUUCCCGAAUGUUCAGUCAACAUGGCUGAACUUGUAAUUAAUAAGAGUACAGGUCGUUUUGGAUUUACCGCUUGGGUGUGGCGUUCACACCUGAUUGAGCUGAUGUGUUUUGUUUUGUUUUGUUUUUUUAAGAAUAAAUAUAUCCUUUGUAUUUACUGAAAUCAGUGCACUCUACACUGUUACCCAUGGUGCCACACAUUUGUAACUAGGUGGCCAUUUUGAUUUCAUAGCUACAGACAUGCUUAAAAAAAAAAAGAGCCCAAUUCUUUCAACAGACUAUGGUUCGAUCCCAAUUCUCCUCCUUAGGAUAAA
Ictalurus furcatus (blue catfish) is the source of this 2349-nucleotide messenger RNA. RefSeq names its product sec1 family domain-containing protein 2-like. Lineage: Eukaryota; Metazoa; Chordata; Actinopteri; Siluriformes; Ictaluridae. The coding region runs from base 224 to 1918 and encodes 564 amino acids. The record is from RefSeq and is a predicted model, not a curated record. Gene Ontology annotation, biological process: vesicle-mediated transport; intracellular protein transport. The transcript is spliced from 5 exons.